Molecule: messenger RNA, 1720 nt
Organism: Gigantopelta aegis
Lineage: Eukaryota; Metazoa; Mollusca; Gastropoda; Neomphalida; Peltospiridae
Product: WW domain binding protein 1-like
Exons: 5
Coding region: 79-504 (141 amino acids)
Source: RefSeq, a predicted model, not a curated record
UUACAUCAUCAUAUGACAGUGAACUUCCUGAUUGUGUCUGCGAAAAGCUCUUGAGUGUUGUUUGAAACAAUUAACAAAAUGAUUUGCAGCAGAAUUAUUUGGAUGCUGUGUGUUUUAAUAAGCACCAUUUCUCCAAUCUUGGCCGACACUUUUUGUUCAGGCACUUAUUGUUCUGGUAACUGGGCCUUUUGUUGUGGUUCUGAUGAUGAACUCUGCUGUUACAACUUUGUAUAUGACUACUGGUGGUUCUGGUUUAUCUGGGUCCUCAUACUGUUUGCGAUUAUCAGCUGUUCGAUUUAUUGUUGUCGUCGUCACCGCCAGAACAGUUACUACCUGAUUCCCGACCAGAGUGCCCGCGGUUACGGCACUGUGUCUGUGAGUUCUACUUCGACCACAGUAGGGCCACCUGCUUAUCCAGCCACUCAGUACCAGAUGCCUCCCAGUGCUCCGACUUAUCCACCACAGUAUCAGCCGUCGCAGAAACCACCUGGUUAUAUACCGUGAAGAUCCAUGGAGAAAACACCAGCAUUACAGUGCUCUACAUUACAAAGAUAUGAGCUGUAAUAACGGAACAUUGAAAUACAUCACUGUAUUUGGCAGUAUUUGAAUAUACAAUGUAUAUAAUUCAUAAUUUACAUCAUUCCACCAUGGUUAGAGUUGUCUAACCUUGAGAGAAAGCGUAUUAUUUUAUCUCGAAAUUAGCUAAUUAAGCUUACCGUGUAUUUUAAACUUAGCUUAGUUAAUUAUUUUACUGAAUGCUUAUAUAGCUAAAUUAGGAAGUUUUUUACUCCCAAUUUGAGAAGUUUUAAUUUCAGUUGUACUUUUAUUAUUUAAUAUUGUUACUCCGGUGUUAGGGUGAACUGUGUCUUGUCCUGUUUUAAACAAAACAGUUGUAUCCUUAUGUAAAUUAUAUUUUUAAAAUCUUAUUAAACUUAUCAAUUGACUAUGGAACUGGGUUUAUUUAACAAUUGCUUGUAUGUAAGGUUCUGAGGCCCAUUUUACGAAGGUAUCUUAGCGCUAAGAUAUCAUAAAAGCAUCAUAGACUAUGACAUCACUAUGGACUAUGACAUCACAUAGCUGACAAUGGUUUUACAAUUUCAUAGUGCUAAGAUAGCUUCGAAAAAUCUCUAGCUGGCCCCAUUUAAUGAAGUCAUCUUAGCUUUAAGAUGACUUUGUAAAACAAGGGCCUGUAGUGUACCAAGAUGGUAGGAAGGGGUGUUAGUUGAGUUGUUUCUAAUUAUUUAAAAAUCACUUGCAUAUAUUCUGAAAAGUGGGGGCUGUCUUGUUAAAAUUAAGAAUAGAGGUUUCAACUGCUUAUAUCCCAAUUUUGGUUGAAAUACACCAGUGCUCUUCAUGUUCAAAAUUGUGAGCACUAGCCAACAAUUUGACUGGUUUACAGAAUACAGAACAAAAGACUCUAAAAGUUUUAUAUAAGCACCAUGACUGGUCAUGGGUUUAAACUGAUUUAAUAUGGUCUUUGUUGAAUUAUAUCUUGUUCUGUAUACAGUCUAGUCAAGUCAAUAUAUUCCUAUGAUUUCAAGAUGUGUAAUUCCAAACAAAUAUAAACAUACCGGUGUACACUUUUAACCAUGAAUUCCAGGAGGAGGGUGGGUUGAGGGGUGUUUAGAAAUCAUACACACGCAUUUCAAAUAUUUAAAGAAAUAUUUCUUUACUUUCCCUUCCAAAUGAAAACUAAAUAUAACUAGCCAACAGAAAGUAA